AUGUCACUAGCAAUACUGCUUCUGGCUAUUGACAUGACAAUUAGAAAGUGUUCUGAGCAGGAUUGGGGGCAUCAGGCAGAUGUUUUAAACAAACAGACUCGGCGCAAGGAAUUAGCUGAAUUGGAAGAGAGCGAGGAUGAAUAUCAAGAGGCCCUUACUGACGUAAUACCUGACGAGGAGGAAAGGGAGACUCAGGGAGACCAGAAUUGUGCCGGCAGGACCGUACAGCAGAGAAUUGCACACUUUCUGAGCAAUUACUUGUCGACUUUUGGUGUAUUUGUCUUUGGAGUUGGCAGUCUUAUCUUAGCCAGUCUUUCCAUUGCGGAACAAGCAGUAUGUAUGCACAUUUAUCUGAAUCUGAAUUAUUAUGAUGAUAAGGUGAGCAACGCUGCACAAAUUCAACAAGAUCUAAGGUCAUGGACUAUCGUGUAUGAGACGUUCAAGGUAUUGUUCUUCACAAUUCAGCUUACAUUUCUACUAACGGGGUUUAGCAUGAGGAAAGACCUUUUUGCCACCUUAGGAAUUACAGUAACUUUAAGUGCCAAUUUAGGCGUUUGGUGUCAAACCUUUCUUACUAACUGUAAUAUACUGGCUCACUCUGCCUACGACCCCUUUCGCGAUGUUAAUUUGACGGACUAUCCGCUACAGAACGAAACCAGGGAGUGUUUCAACAAUACAACGCCCAUGAACCAAACUAUGAAUUCGAACGUUCGCCCCAUGUUGUUUCCACUUACACUUCAAUUCACCCUUCUAGCCACGAGAAUGCUGUUGGACCUAUGGCACAGCAGUGAGACCAACACCGGUUCUUUGGAUAACGAAGGGCAGCAGUCGAUUAAUGAUGAACGGCCAGCGGUUGGUGUUGACCGCCAAGAUGGUAUGAUAACGGUGAAUGGUCAGGCAGGACAUAUUGCCAGUGGUGAUAUGCAUUGGGCAAAAG
Messenger RNA from Lingula anatina, 937 nucleotides. RefSeq lists its product as uncharacterized. The record is from RefSeq and is a predicted model, not a curated record. NCBI's taxonomy places the organism in Eukaryota, Metazoa, Brachiopoda, Lingulata, Lingulida, Lingulidae.